Messenger RNA from Sphaeroforma arctica JP610, 685 nucleotides. RefSeq lists its product as hypothetical. The record is from RefSeq and is a predicted model, not a curated record. The transcript has a single exon. Lineage: Eukaryota; Ichthyosporea; Ichthyophonida. The annotation marks the transcript as partial.
CUUCAACCUUGCAGUGUUCAGCAUCACUUCAACGCGGAGACUCAGAACAUCAGAAAUAUGUCUGAUCAAAGUUUGUUUAAAACAGUGUCGGUGGUGCUCAGUUUAGUUACACACUUCCGCUACUACUAUAUCUUAUGCAACGCUUGUACAUUCUUUGCAAUGCGGCACGAUAAGUUAUGUGCGAGACUAGGUCAAUGGCGUGUCUCUGAGGGGUUUCUGCAUCUAUGCAGUUUAUCAGGCGGUUUUGUAGGCGCAUAUAUAGCCAUGCGUCUAUUCCGGCACAAGCUAUUAAAAACUAGCUUUUUGGGCGUGUUUAGCUUGUGCGUCAGUUUGCAUCUCCUGGGACUUUGGUUAGUCGCGAAAAAGAUGGCGUGACCAUGUAGUAGUGCUGGCCGUGCUGGCUAUGCAAAAACUGAGUAGCGAAGUUAUAUCCGAAGUAGGUAAUAGUACAGUGAAUCGAGCGUGUCUUAGUGCUGGGUUGUGUGACGUUGCGUGUACUUCGCGUAUCGUUCGGAGCGUACUAGCUUUAUCUGAUUCGUUAUCAGAGCGGAGAGGACACUUCACAAAGGUGGGGACUUGAAUAGUGUGCGUGGAUCGUGCUCCCUAGUUUAUUUUGCGUGCUAUAUUACCUUGUGCUCACCACGUUGCGAUGCCAUACACACGCAUUAAUACACAUGUUGGGGUC